GGCUGUGUGGCGUUACAGUGGCGCAGGGCGGCGCUGUUGCAGCUCCCCGUCCAAAGUGAGCUGCAGUUUUCCGCAUUGCUGCCGUAUCAUCAAACGCUGUCAACAUGGCGUCGGCCCUCGGUCGCCUGGCUUGGCUGUCGGCUCUCAGAAACGUCCGCUCCUCCCAGCUGACCGCCUCCAACGGGCCGGGGCGGACCGUGACACCGCGCCGGACAGCCGUGUGCACUUCAUCCGGUGCCAUUCCGCCCAAACCCAAGAAGACCCCCUUCGGCCUCAUCCGGAUUGCUCUGGUACUGGUGCCCUUCUUGUAUGUGGGGACUCUGAUCAGCAAGAACUUUGCUGCGCUGCUGGAGGAGCACGACAUCUUCGUCCCCGAGGACGAUGACGACGACGACUGAGGGGUCUGCAGGCUUCCUGGUUAUUAGGGCAUCUUGUUUUGUCACUACCACUGGGACGAGUCUAUGAGCCUCUGAGCCCAUAAAUGCCUUUCUGGUGUUCCCUCUGCUGUGUUUUCAAGUCGCAUCUGUCUGCACUGGAUUCAGGGUUUUUCCUGUUAUAGAUACUGAGAUAGCGCCGUCUCAGGCUGAUUGUACCGUACUCUAUUUGCAUGCACUACUAAAAUCUUAAUAAAAAGGGAAUAACAACUGUUAA
Messenger RNA from Siniperca chuatsi (mandarin fish), 651 nucleotides. Its product is annotated as essential MCU regulator, mitochondrial-like. Bases 105 to 398 code for a protein of 97 amino acids. The record is from RefSeq and is a predicted model, not a curated record. Gene Ontology annotation, biological process: calcium import into the mitochondrion; mitochondrial calcium ion homeostasis. The transcript has 3 exons. Gene Ontology annotation, cellular component: mitochondrial inner membrane; uniplex complex. Lineage: Eukaryota; Metazoa; Chordata; Actinopteri; Centrarchiformes; Sinipercidae.